CUUCUAUAUAUUUUCCUCCUCCCUCUCGCUCGAGGUCCCGAUUUCGAUUUCCCUUCGGCAAGCCUGGUCUCGUUCAACUUUCAGCUCUCGGUGUGAGUAAAUGAGAAGAAACGCGUCGGAAUCGAAGAUUUCUCUCUCACACUUUGCGAUUCAAAACAUUGCACUAAUGGAGACACCCAUAAAUUCAAGCAUGAUACAGGAUGGCAAUGGAGCGUUUCCAGGUGACAAAAAGAUCACUGUGGUUUUUGUGUUAGGUGGGCCUGGCAGUGGAAAGGGGACACAAUGUUCGAAAAUUGUGGAAAAUUUUGGGUUCACUCAUCUUAGUGCUGGUGAUCUUCUGCGUGCAGAAAUCAAGUCUGGCUCAGAGAAUGGUACCAUGAUCUCAAACAUGAUAAAGGAAGGUAAAAUUGUCCCUUCUGAAGUUACAGUUGAGCUUUUAAGAAAGGCUAUCCUUGAGAGCGGGAACAAUAAGUUUGUUAUUGAUGGAUUUCCUCGAAAUGAAGAGAACCGUGUUGCUUUUGAGAAUGUUACAAAGCUUGAGCCAGAAUUUAUACUUUUCUUUGAUUGUCCAGAGGAAGAGAUGGAACAACGACUUUUAGGUCGCAACCAGGGGAGAGAUGAUGAUAACAUUGAGACAAUAAGGAAGCGUUUCGGAGUUUUUAUUGAAUCUAGUUUACCUGUGAUUGAGUAUUAUGACCAGAAGGGCAAAGUUCGAAAGAUUGAUGCUAUGAAACCCAUCGAUGAUGUGUUUGAAGAUGUGAAGGCCAUUUUUGCCCCAUUCCUUGCAAAAGAUGAUUCAAGCUGCCCCAUUGAUGUAACAAGCACAAAUAUACUUUAAAGGUGACCCCCUUUUCCCCUGAAUGUUACAUUUUAUGAAAAGUAUAUCUGAUUGCAUUAUACCAUACAUGUGAUUUGAGUUUUUUUGCACUCAGACUAUCACUUUUGUACAUUAUUCGCCUAAGCUUUAGUAAAGAACACCUGUUGCAAUUUGUCACAUUCUUGAUGAUGGAUAAGAUGUUUUGUAGUCGAAAAGCCACCCCUGCAAUGUAAGUAGGCUGCUGAUUAAUUAAAUGUAUUCUUUUUUUUCAGAUUUUAAAUCUCUGGAGAAAAAACACGUUGAUAGCAUUUUGACAUAAAAAUGAUUUUAUGUAAAUUGGAAGAGUGCAUAUUGUGAAUUUGAGAUAUUGAGUACUCGUAUAUUUUCUUAACUGCUGAUAUGAUUACAAAUAAAAACUCAAAUUUCUCUUUGCUUAUGUA
Messenger RNA from Zingiber officinale, 1257 nucleotides. Its product is annotated as UMP-CMP kinase 3-like. Gene Ontology annotation, biological process: UDP biosynthetic process; CDP biosynthetic process; 'de novo' pyrimidine nucleobase biosynthetic process. Gene Ontology annotation, cellular component: nucleus; cytoplasm. The transcript is spliced from 9 exons. NCBI's taxonomy places the organism in Eukaryota, Viridiplantae, Streptophyta, Magnoliopsida, Zingiberales, Zingiberaceae. Gene Ontology annotation, molecular function: UMP kinase activity; ATP binding. Bases 101 to 838 code for a protein of 245 amino acids. The record is from RefSeq and is a predicted model, not a curated record.